AUGUUGUCUACACUUCUGAUCCUCUUUGCUAUCAUCGACGAUCUUCAGGCUUUCAAGCCAGGCAAUGUACGUAUGCAUAUGUCAACUAGGACUAUCUGUAAUCCAGAUGUCAAGGACGUGCACAACAACCCCGCUCCAUGUGGUAAAUCCAUGGCAAUGGAGACUUAUGGCCUCACCCUCCCUGGUAUGGAGGAUGGUUCUGUCACUAUUAGGGAGGAUAUGAUAGUCGCCAAGGAUGGUCUCAUCAGGGUUAAGGCGAUGCCGAGUCGUCCCUAUCAGUUCCUUAUGACUGUUGAAAGCCCCGAGACCACACGUAUCGACCAGCUUUACAAGAAUCAGGCUAUCACAAUUUCUGAGACAAAACAGGAGCCGGAAUCUGUGCGCCUUCUCGGUGCGGCCAAGGCCCCUGGAAGCCUUCAGGAAGACGGAUGGACGUCCGAAGGCACCACAACCCUCGGUGGUGCUACCGUUCACAAGUACAUCAAAUGGGGUCCUCAGGGAGUCGAUGCCACCAGCAAGGCAAACUACUCAGCUCUUUAUCAGACGGGUAUGUACCCUGACCACUGGAUUUUCUAUACCGAUUCCAACGAUGAGAAACCAGUCAAACUUCUUGGUAUAAACAGCAUUAGAGGUAAAACCCUCCAGGAGACCGAUUACUCCAACCACGAGGAGCUCGAUGAUGCCAUCGAUGUCGCUGAAGCCGAGAAGGAGAUGCAUACGACCUAUCAGAUCACCAGUUCCCGCCGUUUGGGAGAGAAUGAUGUUGAUGCUCCCCCAGUCAAUCUCGAUUACGUCACCGCCACAUUCGUUGCGGAAGAUGAGCGUACCUUCUUCGAAGAUGCGGAAGAAGUGGACUGGCUGGGUCCCCAAAGACUCCGUACAGGCUUGUCAGGAGCCUUUGGUGCAAAGGCCGGUGUGAUGUACUUCGGCAUUCCCAAAGGAUCCGCCGCCGAUACCUUCUUCCACACGGAAUACAACAGGCGGAUGGUUGAACUCGUCAAGUUCGAAUUCCCCACGAGCUGCAGAAACGAGGAGGGCAAGCAAGUGCAAAGGUAUUGUAUCUUUGUCUCUGUCGAUGCCACUAUGGAGAAGUUCUCUCUUCAUGCCGGAAUGACCUUCGUAGACGUGACUGAUGACAAAAAGUCCGCUUCAUUGAAAGUGAGCAUUGAACUAGGGAAAUCCGAUGGUGCUCCCGUACUCAACAUGACCGUUCAAGCUGAGGGGUGCGCAAUUGUCUGGCAGUGGGGCGAGGGUGUCAGCCUUAAUAUCGUCGUUUGUAUCUCUGGAUCGGCCUCUGGGGAGGAUUUGCUGCAGCCCGACAAGCGCACUUUCAAAGCCGAGAUAGAGAUCAAAGUCACUUUCAACUUGAACUUACCUGUUGUUGGCUCCAUCAUUCAUUGGAGUAUAUGGGCUAAGCUUGGCUGUACUGCGAAACCAAACAAUGUAAUUACCGCCUAUGGCGAGAUUGGAACCAGCAUCUCUCUUUGGCUUGCUGGUGCUGGAGUCUCGGUCGAUAUUAAGGGCAACACUAUGGAUAACGUGCCUAACAAGUGGCAGUUCUUCUCUGGCGUGAAUCUUAACGCCUGGGUAAAUCUCUUGGUCUACAAGCACGACUGGAACUGGCGGUGGGAGAUCUGGCAUGCCAGUCCUGUGUACUUUUAAAUUGCCUGGUUCGCCGAGAUAUUAGUCAUCUAGUCUUUGGUCUAUCUUUGUGUACUGGUCAGCGUCAAGAUGUUAGACGGUGCCUGUUCCAUUCUUGAUUCUGUACAUAUGUUUCGUAAUGCUCUGAGUAGCAUCAUCCCUAUCGAGUCAUAAGAAUUUGUCCUCAAAGAUAUUUUCCAGUUUAACCUUCAAUUGUCACUCAAUUCGUGGUCAUAGUCAUCCACUUUCUUGGUAUGAACGAUGUCUUGUUCUGUUCCCUCACAGCGAGGAAUGCUGUGCUUCGAUAUCUCGCUUCGUUGUUUAAAUUAUGUAUCAGUUUGCAGCGGUCGAUCCACGAGACAAGGCCUAGUAAGCUUGUCUUGUUUUUGAUGUCAGUGCUAUACGACUGAAACAUCAGUGUUGACCGCUGUGCUAUUCCGAACGAGGUUUCAGGCAA
This is a messenger RNA of Perkinsus marinus ATCC 50983, 2098 nucleotides long. RefSeq lists its product as hypothetical. The record is from RefSeq and is a predicted model, not a curated record. NCBI's taxonomy places the organism in Eukaryota, Perkinsozoa, Perkinsida, Perkinsidae. Bases 1 to 1662 code for a protein of 553 amino acids. The transcript has a single exon.